AUGUCACUUAAUAUUUUGAUCUGGAAUGCUAGGGGUGUGGCAAACGUGAACACUCAGAGCAUUAUCAAACGUUUGGUGAAGGAAAAUAAGAUUAUGGUUUUGGCUGUUAUUGAACCAUUGAUUAAGCCUAGGCCGGAUUUCUUUAGUAGGAUUUUUGGACUGCAAUUUAAGGGGUGUAAUUGUAAUGGUCAAAUUUGGAUGUUUGCUGCAGAUGGAAUAGAGGUGGAUGAUUGGGAUGAUUCUGAACAGAUUCUACAUGCUAGAUUUACUACUCUAAUGCUGUCGGCUCCUGUCUUUAUCUCGGUAGCUUAUGGAAAAUGUACCAGAAAAGGAAGGGCUGGGAUGUGGAGCAAGCUUAGAGAGUUGGCUGGUAAGUUAGAUGGAUUGCCUUGGCUUGUGGGAGGUGAUUUUAACACCUUUGUUUCUGAGGAGGAAAGGCAGGGAGGUAAGAAGAAGAGAACAAGGGAAAUGAUGGAGUUUGCAGAGACAAUUAGUGAUUGCCAAUUCCUAGAUGUAGGGGCUGAUGGCCCUAAGUUUACUUGGGCAAGAGGGGAUACUUUUGAAAGGUUGGAUAGAGUACUCUUGGGGGAAGGCUGGGCAAACAUCUUUGAAUCCACGAGAGUUACAAAUCUCCCCAGAGUCUUAUCUGAUCACUGCCCACUUCUGAUAAGGGAGGAAACCGGCACGAGGGGGAUGAUCAAUGUGCAGCUUAAAUUGAGCCGACUUAAACGAAGUCUGAAAAUAUGGAAUCGUGUUGUUUUUGGAAAUAUCUUUGAGAAGUUGAGGAAAGCUGAAGCAGAGGCUAGGGAGGCACAGGAAAAAUAUGAGCAGGAACCAUCCCCUGAUUUGCGAUCUGAUAUGAAUAGAACCACGGCUGAAUACUUGUUAAGGCUGAAAAUGGAAGAAGAUUUCUAG
Molecule: messenger RNA, 915 nt
Organism: Salvia splendens (bonfire salvia)
Lineage: Eukaryota; Viridiplantae; Streptophyta; Magnoliopsida; Lamiales; Lamiaceae
Exons: 2
Coding region: 1-915 (304 amino acids)
Molecular function (GO): catalytic activity
Source: RefSeq, a predicted model, not a curated record